UGCCUAGAGUAGCCCAUCAACAGAAAUCCUUCAAUUUCAAAAUCACCCAAAAGAAAGCAACUUUGUUUUAGGGAGAACGAGUAACCCAAACCUCAAUCAUCAAAUAUGAACACAGACAUUACAGCAUCAGCAAAGCCAGAAUACCCAGUAAUAGAUCGCAAUCCACCUUUCACCAAAGUCGUGGGAAACUUCAGUUCUCUUGAUUACUUUCGUUUUGUCACAAUUACUGGUGUUUCUGUUACCGUUGGCUAUUUAUCAGGUGUUAAGCCUGGGAUCAAAGGUCCGUCAAUGGUGACUGGUGGAUUAAUUGGAUUAAUGGGUGGGUUUAUGUACGCUUACCAGAACUCUGCUGGAAGAUUAAUGGGGUUUUUCCCUAAUGAACAAGAAGCAGCUAAGUACAAGAAACAACUUAAUCAUUAAUAAUCAGAAACUUUUUUGAAUUAUUGGAAUAUAUUGGUCAUUGUUAAGGGGGUUGUUUGUUUUAAUAUUGGAAUGAAAUCAAUCAAUCUAUAUUAAGAGUUGUUUUCAGUGUUUUGUUGUUUGUAUCAUGCUGUAGUUUGAUUGGAUAAUGGUAUACUCUAAACCCUAGUUCUGUUAGAAUUUUUGAUCAAUUGGGAUUGUUUACUGAUAAUGAUGAGAAAAAUUGUUUGUUUUUUUAUUAUUAAUUUUUUUUAUGUUUACCAAUUCUUGUUUGAUGUAUUUAUAUAGAUUAAGGUUAUGGCAUUGUUAUUAGUAUUGUUGUUGCCUUCAUUUGGGUUCGAAGGAAGUACAAGUAUGGAUUGUUCAUCACCUUCACCCACCCAGACCUUGUUUUAUAGCGGGAUAUUGGGUGAAUGAUGAUAUGUUUUGAUUUAUAUUGGAAUUAAGACCUCCAUUGUUGUUGUGAAAGUGAUGAAGUUUGUCAAUUUUAGUUGUUGUCUUAUGUAAGACAUGGGGGAAUGUGUGUGUGAAUUAACUCAUUUCGUUGAGUGGCACUAUGAAGUCGGUAGUAGAUUGCCAAAAAUAGUGAAGUAGGUUGAGGGGAGACUAUAAGCUUCAGUUGGAGAAUUCGACCUUCAUGAUUUGGGAUUUAGGUUUUGUUUGAAAAACCUACAACCUUUAUUAGGUUAGCUAGCUGCUUUUUGAUAUAAGUUGAUUGUUUGCAAUACUCAAUAGAAAGGAUACUUAUCUUUCUAUGGAGUAUUCAUUUAGAUGAGCACUUUGGCCUUUGAACAUAAUUGUUAGUACAGCAUUGCCUUUCGGCCCGAAAGAUUCACAACUCUAUGGCUCUGUUGACAUGUUGAUUUCCUUACUUGUUAGCUUCUUUUAUAUUCAUCCCUUAUACAAUAAAAUAAUAUAUCCAUUGUCUAAAUGAUUCAACGUUUUAAAUUCUCAUGAACAUUGCUUGUAAGAACACCAAAUAGGAACGGAGAGAGUAUCUCGUAGGAUAACCCUUGGGCUAAUCCAUUGAUUUUUCCCUUUUAUCAUGUUCUUAGUUCUUGCCUUCUAUCUUGUGGUAAUUAAAAGUCGGCAUAUAAUUAUCAUUUUAUUCAGUUCCAUUUUUGGUGUACAAUGGGAGAUGAAUCUAGCAUGUGUUGUGCCUAAUGUAUUAUAGCUGAUGCAGCUGAAUGGAAAGGUUUUUUGCAAUAGUUCGUAAGCAAAUCUUAUUGGAGUAUCUUCUCCUUACUACAUGUUGUCCAUCUUUACCUUUGCCUGCAUAGGUGGGGUUUAGAUAUAACAUGUUUAGCUAUUCUUGUGAGAGACGACCUCAAAAUAAGAGGUUCAUAUGCUAUAACUUUCUAUUAUUAGGCUAUUUUUAACCCAAGGAUGAGGCACGUCUCCCGGUGAGAUUGUCUUCUACAAGAAUUUGUGUAACGUGUUAGUUCUUUUCAAGUGAGUUGAUGUAUAAGGCUAGUUACUCCAUGUGUCCUUAUUAACUAGCAACACUUUCUACUUCCAUCGGUCCUUUUAACUUUACAACAUUUUCUUUUAUGUAAUUGUAUACUUCUCUUUUUUUAAUUCUGAUUCACACAUUGUCUCUCCCUUUUAAUGUCCACAACAUUUCACUACUUCCACCACUUUUCUACUAUUCAUGCCAUUUGAAGGUGUUACAAUUUCAUGGGACUGUAGAGAUCUCAUAUGCCAGGUGAUAUUCAAGUUUAGGGGUUCUCUUCAAUCGCGAUCUCUUUGUGAUGAGGAUAUUAAUCUGUCUUUGUUCCCUCUCUCCCCAAACCUUGCUUCUAAAUGGGAAUCAUUAGGACGAUGAUGAUGACAAUUUUAUGGGACUAAGGGAGUAGUAUUCGAAAAUGUUACCAAUUCCUAUGACAUGGCUUAUAAGCAUGAUUAGAGUUCUUCCAAUCUUUAACAAAUAUGCACCAGACUUGAAAACAUAUCAUGAUAUCUUUGAAUGUUACACACUUACACUGGACAAGCCUUGUGCUUGGUGAAGCAAAUUUUCUGCGAAUGCUCUUCUUUUGGAUAUGAAUUUGAAUAAGGUUUUACAUUUGCUAGUCUUGGCAGCACAAUGGGAGUACGAUGCGAUAUCGAGUGGGCCAAACACUAUCUUUGUGAGAUCGUCUUUAUGUCCUGCUAAACACUAUCUUUGUGAGAUCGUCUUUAUGUCCUGCUCUGAAUCUUACACUUUGUCUUCUCUCAUUAUCACCCCUUUAUGACUAUAUUCUCACCUUGUGUUCUGCUUGUAGUCUGCAUUUUUCAUGUUUUAUCUUGUGCGUUGUUUUUCUACAUAGCUGGGCUAUAGAGGAGGGCUGCAGCAUAUAUUCUAGAACUACUCUUGUGAGAGCUGGUCUCUCGGUGAGAUGAUUUCAAAUAAGGAGUCUAUAUUCUUAUAAUAUGUAUGAGAUGGGCUAUGUUUUUCGAUGAGACCGUCUCAUAGAACAAUGUGUGUAUAUUCUAUGUAGCUAAAUAGUGAGGAAUUUGCAUGGAGGAGGGAAUUGAUUAUUCUGGAGCCUUACACAUGUCUGAAACCAACUAUUUUCCGUAUCUCUUCACAUUGCAACGAAGAUUGUAAAAAGCUAACUCAACUGAAAAUAGUCAAUUAUCAACUUACAUCUGACCUAAUAUAUAAUGAUUCCUGCAAGACUCGAGUAGAUAUACACUUGUGACUCGAAACAUAUCCGACUACUUUGAAUUUGAAUUUAACAUGUAACCGAUUUGAGAAUGACCUUAAACUGAGAUCAAAUUUGAAAAUAUGGAUAAUUAAACUCCGCCUACACCAAACUUGUGAUUGUCUGAUUGAGCCAAACUAACAUUUUUAUGGGUAUGUAAUGUAACCCAUAAGUACUGACUAUGCUAAUAUUCAAUCAGACUCGACUGAACCAUACCCAAUUCAAUAUUGAUUUGGUGUACACACAUUUUUAAAAUCAAAUCUUUGAGUUGCUCAAUACAAUAAAACCAUAAAUGUGAUAAAGUGAUAUUUAAAUAUGUGUUACUCUAAAUUUGACGAAAUUUGUUGUUUUUCUUUUUAGUCUGACCCAUUAAAUGUCGUUUAUUUUUUAUUUUUGAUUAUGAUUCACACUCUUUUAAUUAUUAUUCACAUAUUUAACUUAUUUUUUCAUUUCAUUCACAUUCCACCCAUUUCUUUUAUCUCGUAAAACACAAUUUUAUCAUUUUUAAAAUUUUCCCUCUGAUUACCAUUAGGGAGAGAUUGAUGAGACUGAAGGAGUAUUUUUUUUUGCUUUCUUCAUAUUUUAACCCAAUUUUCUAAAGUCGCCAC
Messenger RNA from Amaranthus tricolor (Joseph's coat), 3712 nucleotides. RefSeq names its product NADH-ubiquinone oxidoreductase 20.9 kDa subunit-like. Lineage: Eukaryota; Viridiplantae; Streptophyta; Magnoliopsida; Caryophyllales; Amaranthaceae. The record is from RefSeq and is a predicted model, not a curated record. The transcript is spliced from 2 exons. Bases 106 to 420 code for a protein of 104 amino acids.